AUGGAGAUAUUAAUAAUUGCGUGUUGUUCAUCUAAUGUGAUCCUUAGAUAUCAGAUGGAAUUUGACAUCAAUUGUUUCUACGAUAUGAACACACAAGCGAUGAAAACUAAUGUUCGAAUUUCACCAGAUUGCUUCCUGCAUCAAAUAAUUGUUUCAGUUAUUGUUUUUGAAAGUUAUGCAAGUUAA
Messenger RNA from Clunio marinus, 186 nucleotides. The record is from the annotation of a GenBank genome assembly. NCBI's taxonomy places the organism in Eukaryota, Metazoa, Arthropoda, Insecta, Diptera, Chironomidae.